Molecule: messenger RNA, 2643 nt
Organism: Oryctolagus cuniculus (rabbit)
Lineage: Eukaryota; Metazoa; Chordata; Mammalia; Lagomorpha; Leporidae
Gene: NKAP
Product: NFKB activating protein
Biological process (GO): negative regulation of DNA-templated transcription
Cellular component (GO): nucleus
Molecular function (GO): chromatin binding
Source: RefSeq, a predicted model, not a curated record
UCCGGGGAAGGGGUUUACCGACGUACUCGAAACGAUUCCCAAGGUUCCCCUCAGGUUUGGGUGGUUGUACGGUGGCGGGAUCUGAAAGCCAAGGCAACCGGGAUCUUCCUAGACUGGUGAGAGCGCCCCCUUCUUCAGCGACUUCUGGGAUCCUGCAGCAGCAAUGGCUCGGGUAUCCGGCUCACGGAGCCCGGAAACCUCGGGCUCCGGGGGAAAACGUCGCAGUUCGUCGAAGAGCCCCAAGCCCAGCAAAUCUGCUCGGUCCCCGCGGGGCCGCCGCUCUCGCUCGCACUCUUGCUCUCGAUCCGGGGAACGGAAUGGCCUCAGUCACCAUCUAGGUGGCCUCAGUCACAGCUCAAGAAACCAGUCCUACCGCUCCCGCUCGCGGUCACGUUCUCGAGAGCGGCCCUCUGCGCCUCGGAGCACACCUUUCGCUUCUGUCUCCUCGUCCACCUAUUAUGGCGGCUACUCGCGCCCCUAUGGGAGCGACAAGCCGUGGCCUAGCCUCCUGGACAAGGAGAGGGAGGAAAGCCUGCGGCAGAAGAGAUUAAGUGAGAGAGAGAGGAUUGGAGAAUUGGGAGCUCCUGAAGUAUGGGGACUUUCUCCAAAGAAUCCUGAACCAGACUCUGAUGAACAUACACCAGUAGAGGAUGAAGAGCCAAAGAAAAGCACCACGUCGGCUUCUUCUUCAGAAGAUGAAAAAAAGAAGAAGAAGAAGUCCAAUCAUUCAAAAGAAAGGUCCAAGAAGAGGAGAAAGAAAAAAUCAUCUAAAAGAAAACACAGGAAGUAUUCUGAAGAUAGUGACAGUGACUCUGAUUCUGAAACAGACUCUAGUGAUGAAGAUACAAAAAGGAAAGCAAAGAAAGCCAAGAAAAAGGAAAAGAAGAAGAAACACAGAUCGAAGAAAUAUAAGAAAAAGAAAUCCAAAAAGAACAGAAAAGAAUCCAGUGAUUCAAGCUCUAAAGAGUCCCAAGAAGAGUUUCUGGAGAAUCCCUGGAAGGAUCGAUCAAAGGCUGAAGAACCUUCAGAUUUAAUUGGCCCAGAGGCUCCGAAAACCCUUGCCUCUCAAGAUGAUAAACCUUUGAACUAUGGCCAUGCUCUGUUACCUGGGGAAGGUGCAGCUAUGGCUGAAUAUGUAAAAGCUGGAAAACGUAUUCCACGAAGAGGAGAAAUUGGCUUGACAAGUGAAGAAAUUGCAUCAUUUGAAUGUUCAGGUUAUGUAAUGAGUGGUAGCAGGCAUCGCCGAAUGGAGGCUGUGCGACUGCGAAAAGAGAACCAGAUCUAUAGUGCUGAUGAGAAAAGAGCCCUUGCAUCCUUUAAUCAAGAAGAGAGACGGAAAAGAGAGAACAAGAUUCUGGCCAGUUUCCGAGAGAUGGUAUACCGAAAGACCAAAGGGAAGGAUGAUAAAUAAGGAUUUUCUGAUUAUUCAGCAGACAUUUUUAGUGACAAAAACAGAAGUCUGGGUUCCACACAUGCACACAAAAAGAUGAUUAUGCCCUGAACAAGCUUUACAGUGCUACUGUGCCUUCCAUUUAAUUCUUUCUGUCCUUCAAUAAAAAGCUGCUUAUUGAUACAACUUCAGCAAGUACUUUUGGACCAUAAUUCCUCUCUGAUUUAAAAAUCCAAAUUAGGAAUGAGAUCCUACUAUAUUGGGAGAGGUGGCAUGAAGAGACAGUGUGUGAUGAGAAAAACUUAAAUCUCAUGCCAUUGCACAGUGCUACCUCUAGCUCUACAUGAUGCCUGCCCUCCCCACCCACCCCCAACUGAACUUAUGAGAAAUUAUCAUUCCUCUGUGUUGAAUGUGAUAUGAAUGGACUUGGUAGAAACAUAGGAGGACACUUUUGUUUUAAAAAAGAUGAAGGCAUUGCUGAAAAAAAGAAAAUCUACUAUUUGAAGACUUACACAAUAUGAUAUAUAAUCUACCCUGGAAAUAAAGUAUUUUGGCUUAAGUCCCUGCCUCCCCUCCAAAACCAAAAGCAAACCAAAAACAAAACUAACCCACAGACUUACUGAAUUGAAAAAUGUGGACAUUAGGUUUUUAAAUUUUUUAAUAAAUUAUUUUAAAAUUAUUCUUUCAAAUAUAUAAUAUUAGGACAUUACUGUUGUGCCAAUGUUUUGAUCUAAGCUGUACUUUGAUGCUAAGAUAACAACUAAACAAAUGGGACUCAAAUAUGGUCAAGAGUUGUGAUAGGAAACAUAAUGAACCAGUAUUUUAGUUGUUUCAUAGGAUAAAAUGAUAUUAAACCUUUGUAAUGCUGUCCUUUAUGUAAUGAGAUUUUAUUUUUAAACAUUGUUAAAUCUUUCAGUUUAUGUUGUAAGCUGUCAUUCAUUUUAAUUGUUAACCUUGUACAGAAGUUCCUCACUUUAUCAUUUUUUAUGCUAUUAUUUAUUUCUAAGUUUGGGGAAAAUGAAACAUUGUAGGAUUGUGAGACCACUAUCCUUCCCUUAUUUUGGUCAAUUUUGAUUAAGUCACAAGAGGGAGGGGACAGUGGAAGUUUUGACUGUUUUUGUUAAAGUGAUUUUGAUCUUCAUUAUUAUUAUAUGCCUAAGAUAAAUUUAAAUUACCUGGUGGGAAAGUAUGACUAUGCUGUUAUAAAAUGUCCUCUCCUUAUAAUAAAGUGCUUUUUUAAAGUCUUUAAAUAA